Molecule: messenger RNA, 2737 nt
Organism: Drosophila elegans
Lineage: Eukaryota; Metazoa; Arthropoda; Insecta; Diptera; Drosophilidae
Gene: H15
Product: T-box protein H15
Exons: 6
Coding region: 417-2450 (677 amino acids)
Biological process (GO): heart development; positive regulation of DNA-templated transcription; regulation of transcription by RNA polymerase II
Cellular component (GO): nucleus
Molecular function (GO): RNA polymerase II cis-regulatory region sequence-specific DNA binding; DNA-binding transcription factor activity, RNA polymerase II-specific
Source: RefSeq, a predicted model, not a curated record
AUUAAACAAUACUGCUUGAAGUGCUGGGGCUAAAAAAAUAUAUUCAAUUUAAAAAACAACAUUGAAACAUUCUCAUAAAAGUGAUAAAUAUUAUUAACUUAUUUGGAGCAAAAAGUCGGCAAAUGAAAAUUCAAAACGAUGGAUAAAAAUAUUAUUAAAUGCGAACCAAGGGUUGAAUUUUGGACACCAAAAAUAAUUAAUAUCCAUAAAUAAUUGCGAUUAUUUUAACAAUGUUUUGCAAUAGAACGAAAAGCUUUAGAUAAAGAUAAUAGAAAAUUUCAAAGAAUUUCAAAGAAUUUCUAAAAGGUAAAUCCCUGCCAACAUAAGGAAAAUCCCUUGAAAACCUUGGAUAAAAUAGUCGAAAAUAAAUUUGGAAAAAUCCGUGGAGCAGAGCUACGGAAAAUCUCAGCCCGAAAAUGCUUUUGAGCAAUCAGCCGGCGAAUACGAGACCGCAGCAAACGCCUUCGCCUUCGCCGACGCAGAACUUCAAGUCGAAGUUGCAGCAACAAAUCGUUUCGGCAGCGGCGGUGGCAGCGGCGAAUAUCGCCAACGGCAGCAGUCAUCAUCAUCAUCAUCAUCAUUCUCAUUCUCAUCAUCACCACCACAAUCCGCUGAACAACCAUCACAAUCAUAAUCACAAUCAGCACAACAUUUCCUUCGCCACGGAUUUCUCAAUUGCGGCGAUUAUGGCGCGCGGCGGAAACGCCCCCAGCAGCCGGGAACCUUCGGAACGGAGUCUGAGUCCCGCAUCCGUGGAGCGCUAUUCAGGCCAGGAUGCGGACGAUGAUGUUGACGUUGAUGUGGUCGACUGCAGUGACUCGGAAAUGCCGACGGCAACAGCAGCAGCAGCAGCAGCAGCAUCUGCAACAGCAGCGGCUGCAGCGGCAGCAUUGCAGGCGCAGCAGCAAGCGCGUCAGGCAUUGCGUGUUGCACAGCAACAACAGCAGCAGCAGCAACAACAACAACUACAACAGCAGCAGCAGCUACAACAAAAGCAGCAGACACAUCACCACGCAACGGCAAACAAGCAACAACGCCAACAUCACAAUCAUCAAAGCAACAACAGCAACAGCAACACCAAUAGCAACAUCAACAACUCAGGCAACAGCAACAGCAACUGCAAAUCAAGCAGCCAUCGAGGGCGUUCUGCUGCCGCAGUUGGAGCCGCUGCCACGCCCUCUCCGCCACCGCCCCCGCCCUCUCAAAGUCCCGAGGAACUCGAACGCCUGUCGCCAGAGGAAUCGCCAGCCCAGCAGCCCACGCCCAAGAUAGUGGGCUCGUGCAAUUGCGACGAUCUCACGCCCGUCCAGUGCCACCUGGAGACCAAGGAGCUGUGGGAUAAGUUCCAUGAAUUGGGCACUGAAAUGAUCAUUACCAAAUCGGGCAGGCGCAUGUUCCCCACCGUGAGAGUGAGUUUUUCGGGUCCCCUGAGGCAAAUUCAACCGGCGGACCGAUAUGCCGUACUUUUGGACGUCGUACCGCUGGAUUCGCGGCGCUACCGUUACGCCUAUCAUCGCAGUUCGUGGCUGGUGGCCGGAAAAGCCGAUCCACCGCCCCCCGCCCGCAUCUACGCCCAUCCGGAUUGUCCUCUCAGUCCGGAGGCGCUAAGAAAACAGGUCGUCUCCUUCGAAAAAGUGAAGUUGACAAACAACGAGAUGGACAAGAGCGGACAGGUCGUGCUGAACUCAAUGCACCGCUACCAGCCCAGGAUCCACUUGGUGCGAUUGAGCCACGGCCAGAGCAUGCCCGGCAAUCCCAAGGAGCUGCAGGAUAUGGACCAUAAAACCUUCGUUUUCCCGGAGACCGUGUUCACGGCCGUGACGGCCUAUCAGAAUCAAUUGAUUACGAAACUGAAAAUCGAUUCGAAUCCGUUUGCGAAGGGAUUUCGCGAUUCGUCGCGUCUCAGCGACUUUGAUAGAGAUCCCAUGGAUGCGUUCUUUUUUGACCAGCACAUGAGAACCGCUCCGCUGCGUUUCUUUCCGGAUCCCUUGAUGUCCCAGUUGACGCCUCAGGAGGCGGAUGCCGCGUCCUUGGCGCUCCUGGAAAAAGCCCGCCAGCAUUUGCAGAUGUUCGGCAGAUCGCCGUACACGGAGAUGUUGCUGCCGCACUUGUAUCAGCGAUCGGUUGCCCCUCCGCCGCCCCCCCACCUCAGCGCCUUUCAGCUGGGCAUGUGGCAGCAGCAGUGGCCACAGCUGACGGCCGGAUUCCUGGCCAGUGCCAAUCAGCAGGCGGCCUUGGCCUUGGCAGCAGCGGGCGCCAAUCGGACGCCACCGCCUCCCGUUUCGGUGGCCCCUCCCGCCCCAGCCACGCCCACCUCCUCGUGCGGAUCUGCCUCGCCGGACUUGAGGUCUAGGCCCCAGCUGAGCCACUAUCCGCAGCGAUUCAGUCCCUACCAGGUGCCCCAGCAUCAGGCCUCGCCACCAGCCUCGAAUCGGGCAGAAAGUCCUUAGGACCAACGAAUAAUGAACGCAAUCAACUAAUCCACCCAACACACCACCCAUUCCCCCCUUUGCCCCACCCAAAAACAAAAAUAUUCUGAUGUGGUCUUUAAAUCUCUGAAUAAAAGUACCAAUUAAAGUCAGUUUAGGAAGCACAACAAAUAUUUCUGUGCUAUUUAGAGCAUGACAUUUUUGUAUUCAACACAUUUCCGUGUUUAUUGCACAAAAAUCAAUCAAAAUGGGUUCUAAAUUUAAAAUCAAUUUUCAAUUCAAAAAUAAAUCAGCAAAAACAUUGAAAU